UAGAUAAUGUAACAAAUCCUCGUACAGGUAGCAAGCACACUUAUCAGCCAUCCAGGUAUUGUGCUGAUAACAGUUUCCUAUGCUACUGGCUCUACGUGGACAAGAUGCUCUGUGGCCUAUCUCCAAGGUGACCUGUUAUAAGGUACAAAGCCCUUUUACCCAUGGAUGGGGCCAGAAAUCUCACUGGACAGGAAGAUCGUGGCACGGGACUGUGGAAUUUGGAAUACCUGAUCACCUGCUUCGCCGAUGAAAAAAUCUGUGUGUCGUUUGGUUUGUGGCUGCUGUCCUGCUUGUUCUGGUCCACGUCAUUCUCCCUGAAUUUCUACUUACGAUGCAAGAGAAAAUCCAAACAUGAGGAAUCAGUAUUUUGGAAUAUUUAUAGCUUCUUUGGCUCCAUGUGUAAUGCAAUUGGAUCCCUUCUGUCAAAGCAGCUUACAAUCCAGGUCAUCACUGGAGCUUAUAUGGCAUUGUCAGAUGUUAUAAACUUUAUAUUAACUUUGUUUCCAGUAUGCAAGUCCAGCUACAGAGUGAGAACAAGUCAUCAGCCUUCCAGAAGAAAAAGGCAACGCAAACCGGUCCUAUCUGCCCUAUCAUUCUGUAUGCUGAUAAGUCUGGGGUACUACUCUCUACAUGUAAAUGCCCCCCUGCUUCCUGAAAAGUCUCAUGGUCCUCAAAGAAAGCUGCUCGGGACCAUUCUGCAGGAACGUGUAGAUGUAGUGGGAUUUACUCUGGGGAUCAUUGCUGUCCUGGUGUCCUGGACUGUCAGAGUACCGGUCAUCACUAAAGUGUGUAAAGGAAUGGUAUUCCCAGUAAUUCAGGUCUGGGCUGUCCUCUUCUCUGCUUUGGCAAGCAUUAUGUAUGCGGCUGCCAUCAUGUCACAUGACCGACGUCCGGAGUACUUUGUCAGAGCGAUUCCUUGGUUCCUUAUCUCAAUGGGCACCGCUGCCCUGGAUGUUGCUCUGGUAUUCCUUUCCUGUAUGAUGAAAAAUAAGCUGUUUCAGCAGAGGGGUCUUGUAAUAGAUGCCACAUUGGAUGUGGAGAACUGUCAGCUGCUGGCACACAUGGAAAAAUCUGAACAGGGAAUGGAUGACCUUCAUAUAGACAAAGAGAAUUCGCAUUGGACUCCAUUAAAUAUGCUUCCUAACAGAAGUAUUAAAACAAGUGCAUCUCUGGGACGUUAUGUGAGGCUCAGCAUUGAGCAGGUGCAAGAGGAUGGGGUCGGAACAGUGAGAAUGCCGGGGGAUGGCCAAACCAAUCCUGUGACCGUUCAUAAUAAGGAACCACUGUGUUACUUUGAUUUGGCGGUGUAUCCUCCUACUCAUAUCACACACUCCUCCUCCAGCUCUUCUGACAGAUCCUCCAACACGACUGACCUGGAGUGGGACUUUGAAGAUUUAGAUCAAAACUGGAAUAAGAACAGUGACGUUCCAAGUAUCCAACCUAUGGACAGCUCUGUUCUAAAUGUUACAAGUUUUAAUUCUGAAUGGCAGUUUCCAUCCACUGUUUGGCCUAGUUAUAAAAACCUUGAAAUCAAUGAUGGCAAAAAGAAAGUACGACCUGCAGACACAACCAAAACAGAACAGAGGUGAAAACAAAGCAUACAAGUUUAACUUGUU
Messenger RNA from Nanorana parkeri, 1616 nucleotides. It is a transcript of the gene TMEM44, whose product is annotated as transmembrane protein 44. The transcript is spliced from 10 exons. The record is from RefSeq and is a predicted model, not a curated record. The coding region runs from base 162 to 1589 and encodes 475 amino acids. Lineage: Eukaryota; Metazoa; Chordata; Amphibia; Anura; Dicroglossidae.